Aphis gossypii (cotton aphid) is the source of this 453-nucleotide messenger RNA. RefSeq lists its product as uncharacterized. The coding region runs from base 1 to 453 and encodes 150 amino acids. The transcript has 4 exons. The record is from RefSeq and is a predicted model, not a curated record. Lineage: Eukaryota; Metazoa; Arthropoda; Insecta; Hemiptera; Aphididae.
AUGAAAUUAUUGCAAACAGUAUCAGCUCAAAGUAUUCCUAAAAAUGAAGAACUGGGUAGUUUGUGGCUCAGUGCUAUUAGGAAAGUGGAUAUUAACUUCAAAAACUCAAAGUAUUCCAAAGUUUGUUUUUUGCAUUUUGAAGAAAAUGACUAUACUUUGAGCCUGGUUAACAACAAGAAAGUUCUGAAAAAAAAUGCUGUGCCCAGUAUUUUUACAUUCACAAAAAUUCGUAAAGAACUAUUUCCCAAGACUGCGUGUGCCAUAAAUAUUGGAACGAUUGAUGUACCUUGUUUCGAGACAGAUAAUUCAAUUCCUUUGAGAGACCGAGAUCUAUCUGAAGAGGUAAAUACUAUUGAAAUAAGUAUGGCUGAUUUGGACAAGAGUACCGUUAUGCAAGAAUCAAGUAAAUUUAUUCAAACAAAUAAUACAAUUAUAAAUCGUAGUAUUAAGUAG